Molecule: messenger RNA, 789 nt
Organism: Fulmarus glacialis (Northern fulmar)
Lineage: Eukaryota; Metazoa; Chordata; Aves; Procellariiformes; Procellariidae
Gene: MAIP1
Product: chromosome unknown open reading frame, human C2orf47
Exons: 4
Biological process (GO): protein insertion into mitochondrial inner membrane from matrix; inner mitochondrial membrane organization
Cellular component (GO): mitochondrial inner membrane
Molecular function (GO): ribosome binding
Source: RefSeq, a predicted model, not a curated record
GCCUUUUCUGUUGUUUCAAAGCUACUGUCUCAGCGUAAACUUGACCUGCUGGAUGAACUUGUAUCAGCAGAGGUACUUCAGGUGCUGAAGGAAAAGAUUUCUUUGCUCCCUGAAAACCACAGGGAUGCUUUAGCAGCUGACAUUGACGCAAUCAUGUACACAACAGAAGGAGAUGUUCGCAUUUACUAUGAUGAUGAUGGAAGGAAGUUUGUUAGUAUUCUGAUGCGUUUCUGGUAUCUGAAUGGUGCUAACCUACCUGAUGAAGUACCAGGUGAAACCAAAGUUUUCCAGAUUGUGUUUGGAGAUGAAAGCACAAAAGAAAAAAGACAUCUUUUAACAGCAAACUAUGAGUUCCAAAGGGAAUUUACAGAAGGAGCAAAACCAGAUUGGACAAUUACACGGAUUGAACAUCCAAGGCUAUUAGAAUAAAUGCCUUCUACAGUCUUUUUAUGUACCACUGUAAAUGUUCCGAUGUAACAAAUAUCAGGCUUUUCUUGGUCUCUUUUUUCCCUUCCUGCCUUCUGCUCCAAAAGAGGGAUGAGUUUUGUAUGUUUGAUUUCCCAGAAUUGUUUCUGAAACUCACACUAUGCUGCAGCAUUACAAUAAAGCCUUUUCCCUGGAACAGGCUAGUACAGGUUUAAUUAGUACUAAUGCUCAUCCGUUGCCAUCCAGACAUUUACACAGCGCAGUUUCACGCAGGCCGGUAUUACGGGUAUGUCGACUUCUUACAUUCUGAGAAGAAAUGGUACUACUUGAAGACAAACAACACUUUCAUGGAUGGUGGCCCUU